UGAAAAACAAAACGCAGCUCAUAAAACCGACAAAAUCAUAUCAAAUAGCCAUAUUGAACUAUACGAGACAUUAAGGCCUACGAGCAUUUGGUCUGCUAAAAUGCCGUUGGCAAUGGGAACCAGUUAUAAAACGUUUGAUGAAGAUAAUGAGGAUGAAGCAGUUGAUGAUGCAAAGAAUAGGCCAACCAAAAUAUUUGAAGAACUCGGUUACGAAAAGAGAACUUGGAAACAUGUGUUCCGAAUAUUGGUAUCGGAGUUCUAUGCAACGGUUCUUUUCACGUUUGUCGGAGUUCUGUCAGUCUACACAGGAGGUGUAGCAAUGAACGUGGCAUUCGCACAUGGAUUCACCGUUCUUAUAAUGGUUGGGGUUUUCAUUGAUAUCAGGUGAGGACCAUUC
Molecule: messenger RNA, 397 nt
Organism: Owenia fusiformis
Lineage: Eukaryota; Metazoa; Annelida; Polychaeta; Sabellida; Oweniidae
Source: the annotation of a GenBank genome assembly